AUGGAUCCUUUGCUUAUCGAAUAUCUUGUCCGUGGCGAGCAAGUUGGUCUUCAUGGUGCACAGGUCAACGAGGCCGAGUUCUUCUACAAGUCGGAACCGAACUUCUCCUUCGUCCUCCAUGCAGCUGUGCUCGAAAUCAAGGUCACCGGCUCUGGCAGCGGCUCGGGGAGCACCACCGACAAGAUCCUGGGUCUUUAUAACGAUAACAUGACAUUGUUCAACGGCCUCAAUCUUGGGAAGGAUACCGCCAAGGAGAUUAAAUCAGAUAUUGCGCAAACCCUUAUCGGCGACGAAGUUUGGACUGGCGGCAGCUCCUCCGCUUCUGGCUCCUCAGUCGUUACUCCAUCCGCAUCGACUCCCCCAGCUUAUGCUGGGCUGACGUUCAGCUGCGGCUCUUACACUGGCAAUUCGGCCAAGUUCCGUUCUCACUGA
This is a messenger RNA of Penicillium daleae, 432 nucleotides long. RefSeq names its product fungal cellulose binding domain protein. NCBI's taxonomy places the organism in Eukaryota, Fungi, Ascomycota, Eurotiomycetes, Eurotiales, Aspergillaceae. The record is from RefSeq and is a predicted model, not a curated record. Bases 1 to 432 code for a protein of 143 amino acids. The transcript has 2 exons.